Colletotrichum scovillei is the source of this 2349-nucleotide messenger RNA. RefSeq lists its product as uncharacterized. The record is from RefSeq and is a predicted model, not a curated record. Lineage: Eukaryota; Fungi; Ascomycota; Sordariomycetes; Glomerellales; Glomerellaceae. The coding region runs from base 78 to 1250 and encodes 390 amino acids. The transcript is spliced from 2 exons.
UUGUGAAUUCUCUAUGCCAGAGCGGAAAGCGAAAAGAGCCAAAUCUUAGAUAACAAAGUGAACACCAGGCGCAAAACAUGGGCUCCACCAUCCAAAACUCGCCCCUCCUCCAGCUGCCCCCCGAGCUCCGCAACACAAUCUGGGCCCUCGUCGCAGCGCCCCUCCCCGUCGACUUUGAGUUCAACUGCGAUGAGCAGCCCGUCCUAGGCCUCAUCAACACCUGCAAGCAAACCGCCCGCGAACUCGCGCCGCACUUGUUUCCCCGCAACGAGGCGGGCGAGAUAUCCUGCCUCACCAUCCGCAUCACGGCGACAUGUCGCAAGGACCAGUGGAUCACCAUCGCUGCGUCGCAUAGCGUUAAGAGCGCGGAUUUCCCGGCGCCGCGGUAUAUUCAUGUGAAUCAUAUGGAUAAUCUCGUGUUUGACGAGCUUCGAGACGCGAAGAAGAUUGAGAAUGUGUUUGUGGAGUUUCGGGGGCCGUGGUUUCCGGCUGAUGCGCCGUGGUACUCGCCGCAUCAUGUUCCCAGAAAAACAAGCGGUUUUCGCUUCAUGAUGAUUGACAAGAAUAAUCGAGGAUGUCAGGGUGAACCCAUCCUCGACACCGAAAAGUUCUGGCGCCAGUGGAACGCGCCGUUCCUCUGCCACUGGGCAAAGGCCAACGACGUGGCGCGCCUCCUCGGCUCCCUCAAGGCCAUAGGAACCCUCAACAUCAAGUUCAUAGACUGGGAGAAGAACUAUAUGAUGGUGAGGCAGCGCAUCCUGCCCAUGUACUGGGACGCCUUCCCCUUCGGAGGGCAGUGGAAGCGCCUCGGCGUCCCAGAGCUGCUCCUCACGCCCUUCAACCGCGGCGAGAACAUCCCGAACCUGGUCGGCGAGCAGCGCGUACUGACGCGGUUCGGAGCCCUGGAUCUCAGCAGGCCGCCGCGGGAGGAUGAUCUUCUGGAGUGCCAUCCUCAUCCGGAUAGGCCGCUUCGUGGGUCGGCGAUAUGUUUGGAUCGGCUUGCGCCUCUGUUCUUUUAUCGUGGCGGGCUCCCUUCCGCUUCCGCGGCUGGACAUUUCAACGUGGACUUUGAGGAUUUGGAAGACCGAUUUCUGUCGCUGCUGGAAGAGGUGGGGGAGGAGCACUACGAUACGUGGGCAUUGCAGCAGCAUCGAGAGGCGACGCGCCAUACUUCACUCAACAAUUUCUUCCAACGGAUCGCCCACCGGAUGAAUCGUGAUGAUUCAGAUUCACCCGCCAGUCAAUCGUAACGGGAUGCAAGGGUCGAAGUCGGAUGCACGAUCGGCCCACGAGUUCUGACAGGUCUUGAAAUCAUAUGGACCGCGAGAUAUACCCCUUCUAUCAAAUAACCAGAUCAAAGGCGGUCAAAAAGACGGCCAACAAUCAGACAGCGGGACCUGAGGUGCCUAUCUACUGCUCACUCGCCACUUCCAACUUGGUUCAGGCACUUGGCAGUGAGACGCUGUGAUAAGCAAGCUCCAACUCUCCAAGGGUCGUGCUGACCGCAUGGUCAGACAGUGAAGGUGCCUGCAAUCUGCAGCAGUCUGCACUGCUGCACUCUGCAGCCCACGCCGUCUUACGGCAAAAGUCGGCUGAUUGAAUCGGCACUGGCCCAUUCAGGAAAUCUCAAUCCACCUCGGGUUGCGAUCUAGAGCUCGCGGCAUCAGGGAGACAGGCAGGUGCACGAGCAAACGUGCAAGACAGCCACAAGCGCAGGGACGGAAAGGACGCGUGUGAAGCUGUCGUCGCUUGUCUCUGGCUUUCGUCUGGUCCUGUCCCAAAGUGUCAGCUGUUCAGCUAGCCUAGCUAGCAAUUGCCGGUCCAUCCGUCCCUUUGGGAUGAAAGCACCUAAAAUAGGUGACAAAACAGACGACAAGAAGAAAGUCAGAAACGCUAAGGCAGACAAGCACCUCCGUAAAGCUCAGCGUCUGAGCGAAACCACGUUGCGAGUCAAUAAGCAGCAAAGCCUGAUGGGGUCACUGGUCAGUGUUCUGACGCCACACGGUGAGAGUUGCGAUGGGGCGUUUGAUUGGGCUCUUAGCCUCUUGUCCAUGAAGCGCUUCGUAGAAGUGCUGGUAGGGUGGUGCUGGGUGGCUUUUCGCUUCUUCUCUGCCGGGCGCCGUGCCGUCCGGCCCGUGGUGCGGGUGUGCCGAUGUUUGUUGGUGCUUGUCGAUAUUGGGAAGGACGGAGAGCCGGGGUGGUGUUGGGUUUAGGCGAUGUAGGGGAGCUGAGGGCUACGUCGGUCGAGGAAAGGGAGUGCACCAGGGAGAUGAGGUUCUGGAGAUUGUGUGGCCUGAUGAGAGAAAGAUCAUCAUCCUCUAGUGGGAGCACCCAUACGUGCCACAGUAG